GGCGGUACAGCGUCCGCAUGUUAUUCUUUCCCCCAUUUAAUUUGUCACGUGGUGAAAUUUGUACUCUAUUUUUCAAAGCUCUAAGAUUAAUCACAAAUACUGAAGUCGGUUCCUUCAGCUAGGUAUUGAAAUUUCCUCCGCCAUUAAAGCUCUUCACUAUGCCUCCUGUAAAAUCAAACCCAAUUAAAGUUUCACAGCCUCUUGCAACAACUGUAAAAAAGAAGAAGUAUUUUUUCAAAUCAUCUACCAACACAAACUUAACAAAAAAUCCAGUACUGAAAGAACAACUGGAAGCAAAACGUCCAAAAAAUGUUGCUAGAUUACCAACUAAGGCUGGUGAGGCAUCUUCAAAUUGGAAAACACUGAGCAUGCAGAUUAAGCCAGUGCAGUCGAAAGGUAGGUUAUUAUACUUAGAAAGGAAGAAAAAGGAGGCAGCAAAGAAGGAUGAAGAAAGUUCUGAAGGAAUUGUGGCAUGUAAAAAAACUAGUGAAGAUCUUGAUGUCUGGUUUGAUGAUGUUGACCCCAUUUUAUUGGACAGUCAAAAUAAUUGUGUGACAAGCACAGUUCAAAGUGGCUUGAAUGGAAAAUCGACAGAGCUUACCAAAGUUUUGGCUUUGGAUUGUGAAAUGGUAGGGAUUGGAAAUGAAGGAAAAGAAUCCGCACUAGCAAGGGUGUCAAUUGUAAAUCAACAUGGAGAAUGUAUCUAUGACAAGUUUGUUUUACCUGGAGAAGAAGUUACAGACUACAGAACUUCCUUUUCAGGAAUAAGACCUCACAAUUUAAAAAAUGCAAUUCAACUUGGAAUCGUCUGCCAUGAAGUAGCUGAAAUUUUAAAGGGUCGAAUUUUGAUUGGGCAUGGCUUGAACCACGAUUUGGAAGUACUCAUGAUCAAACACCCCAAAUCGAACAUUCGGGAUACGUCACGAUUCAAAGUGUUUCGUUCAGUAGUAAAUGGAGCAACACCAAGUUUGAAAAGGCUGGCACAACAAUUUUUGGGAAUUGAAAUUCAAACGGGAGAACACAGUUCGGUACAAGAUGCACAAGCUGCGUUGCGUUUGUAUACGAUGUUUCAUCAACAAUGGGAAGCGGAUUUGAUUGCCCGAAGGGCAGAAAGAAAUUCCAAAAUUGUGAAGGGGAAAAAAUCAAGCAAGGAAAGCAUUCAAAGCAAGGACAGCAUCCAGUAGUAAUGCUCCAAAUAAUACUGAUGUUGAUAAUACUUCUUGACACUUCUGUAAAUGUGUACUUCUCAUUCAAUAAAAUUGAGAUACAUUUGA
Molecule: messenger RNA, 1274 nt
Organism: Daphnia magna
Lineage: Eukaryota; Metazoa; Arthropoda; Branchiopoda; Diplostraca; Daphniidae
Product: RNA exonuclease 4
Exons: 5
Coding region: 159-1184 (341 amino acids)
Biological process (GO): rRNA processing
Cellular component (GO): nucleus
Molecular function (GO): 3'-5' exonuclease activity; nucleic acid binding
Source: RefSeq, a predicted model, not a curated record